Messenger RNA from Boeremia exigua, 1794 nucleotides. RefSeq lists its product as uncharacterized. Gene Ontology annotation, molecular function: small GTPase binding; guanyl-nucleotide exchange factor activity. The coding region runs from base 1 to 1794 and encodes 597 amino acids. The transcript has 2 exons. Gene Ontology annotation, biological process: protein import into nucleus. Gene Ontology annotation, cellular component: nucleus. The record is from RefSeq and is a predicted model, not a curated record. NCBI's taxonomy places the organism in Eukaryota, Fungi, Ascomycota, Dothideomycetes, Pleosporales, Didymellaceae.
AUGCCUUCUUAUCCUACCGCUAAAGGCUGGGACUUUGGCUCCGUCUUCGACCUCAUCGAUUCUUCAGACGUACACGAUGUUGGCUCUCCCAAGCUCGAAACACGUACGCCUCCUGUCAGGCCAAGCCUCGCAGCUCCCGAUGGAGGGAUACGAUUAGGCAGCUUUGUGAAGCUCUUUGAAGAUCUUGGCAUUGUAGAUGAUGCGCCACUGCCUCCACUGUCGCUGUCGCCAUCAGACCCGGACUCCUCCGGUAUAAGCAACGCUGGCGAUGCGCUGUUGCCAUCUCCACUUUUCGAACAAGACACAGAUAUCUCCGAGCCUACUGUAGAUACCGAAGAUAUACCGCUUACGUUGACCAAGAAGCAACGCAAGCGAGCUCGUCAGCAGGCCGAGAAAGAACAAGAACAGAACCGCUCUCCCUCCAAACGGAUACCAUCCGAAUCACAACAGACUCCUUCAAAGAAGCCUCGCAGUCGCUCUCCCACCAAACGGAUACCUCCCGAAUCACCCACAAAGACGGUCUUGCCCGCGUCAAUCCCUACGACAUCUCGGCCUACAUCUCCUGUGAAGCAGCUUCGAGCCCAAUCUCGUUCCAACGUAGGGGCUAAGAUCAGACCUGCAACUCCAGUUCCAGUGGUCGAGACAUCGCAAGUCGCCUCCCCACAGAAGAAGGAUCCGGAAACGCCGCCGCCGCCUGUCAAGUCACAGCGUCCCGCACCCAUUCAGCGUGUGAGCUCCACUGCGCAGGUAGCAACACCACAGACGAAGUCUACGCAAGGCCAAACACAAACCGUCACACCCGCUCCCCUCGAGUAUGGUGCAGGCCAUGGCCUUGUACCGCGGACUGUCCGACCUGUUACUCUCCCACGAUCGUCGCAGCCUGUUGUUGCACAGCCCACGACGCCAACACCGGCACCCGUUGCUACUGCUACACCUGCACGAAACUUUACUACUCCCUACAAUGCACCUGACGCGAUUACUGUCAGGCCUUCAGUCGAGCGACACAUUCACUUCCAUAACAAGCUUCUCCGGACUUUUCCCGAAGACGCAAAGUACAUUGUGGCACCGAGGCAGUUGGUCAACGAGAAGACGUUGGCUGAAGGAAUUCAUAUCUUUGUUGAUGCGUCGAACAUCAUGAUUGGAUUCAAGGACAUUCUACGCAAGUAUGGCAUACGCCAACACGAGAUGGCUUUUGAUAGCCUUGCUCUUCUCCUGGAGCGCCGUAGACCAGUUGCAAAGCGUGUAUUUGCUGGUUCACACCGCGAGGCCAACCCUCUGCCGUCUAUUAAGAAGCUUGUCGAGACGUCCAAGUCGGUUGGAUAUGAGAGUAUCCUCCAAGAACAGGUUUUCAUCAGCAGAGACGACUCAGAGAAGAAGAGAUUCUUCGACGACGUCAAAAGGUUGGGCUGGCACAAGGCUCAACAAUUACGUUCUGGCAGCGGCAGCGACUCUGAGACGGGUCCGUCGGUUCCGAAGACGCCCUCCGCCCCGAGAUGGGUAGAGCAGGGCGUCGACGAGAUUCUUCAUUUGAAGAUGUGCCAGAGCAUAAUUGACACCGAUGUGCCGAGCACCAUGGUUCUUGCGACGGGCGAUGGCGCCGAGGCAGAGAUGUCAGAUGGCUUCCUUGCUCAUGUUGAGCGUGCUUUGAAGCGCGGAUGGAAGGUCGAGUUGAUCAGUUGGAGACAGCAGACCAACGGCGGGUACAGGAAUAAGAAGUUCAGGACUAAGUGGGGUGAUCAGUUCAAGAUCAUUGAGCUGGACGAGUUCGUGGAGGACUUGAUUCAUACCGAGUAG